Messenger RNA from Periophthalmus magnuspinnatus, 6326 nucleotides. It is a transcript of the gene nek7, whose product is annotated as NIMA-related kinase 7. Gene Ontology annotation, molecular function: ATP binding; protein kinase activity. Bases 410 to 1321 code for a protein of 303 amino acids. The transcript is spliced from 10 exons. Gene Ontology annotation, biological process: protein phosphorylation. The record is from RefSeq and is a predicted model, not a curated record. NCBI's taxonomy places the organism in Eukaryota, Metazoa, Chordata, Actinopteri, Gobiiformes, Gobiidae.
CUUUGACACUGGCCCCGCCUCGGUCUGGGGGAAUGCGGCCGUGUUUACAUUCGCGUCUCUCGGGUCAGCACCCUCCAUCCAUCCAGGAGAACCACCCGCGGUACUGUCGGAGCUCCAGCGGCGGAGAGACGGGCUGCUGCUGACGGGAAACACGCUCUGAUCCCCGGGCACUGCCUCUGUCGACACCGCGCUGCUCUCCACUCCACUUUCUCCAAAAGUUUCUGCGCAGAGGAGGAGGAGAAGAGGCCCCUGUGUUACCCUGACUCAGACGCCAUAGUUUUUCACAUUUACAGACAGAAACAAGGAGGAAAAGUCAAAAUAAACCACCAUCACCAGCGCGGAGGAAAAAGAGGACUAGCUUUAGCAUCAGCUCGACACUUCCGCGGUGUGAAGGAUCAGACCGGACACUAUGGAUAUGGACACGCAGACACAAGGACAGCAAGCGGCCGUGCCCGUGUUUCAGCACCAGAAACCCCUGCAGCCGGACAUGGGCCAUAACUCUCUGGCAAACUUCCAGAUCGAAAAGAAGAUCGGACGGGGACAGUUCAGUGAAGUGUACAGGGCCAGAUACCUGCUGGACAACACGUCUGUGGCCCUCAAGAAAGUCCAGAUAUUUGACUUGAUGGACGCCAAAGCCCGCCAAGAUUGCAUCAAAGAAAUAGAUCUGCUGAAGCAACUGAACCAUCCCAACGUCAUAAAAUACCACGCGUCGUUCAUCGAAGACAACGAACUGAACAUCGUUUUGGAGCUGGCGGACGCGGGGGACCUCUCACGUAUGAUCAAGCACUUUAAGAAGCAGAGGAGGCUGAUCCCAGAGAGGACUGUGUGGAAGUACUUUGUCCAGCUCUGCAGCGCCUUGGAACACAUGCACUCCAGAAGAGUCAUGCACAGAGACAUCAAACCUGCAAACGUCUUCAUCACAGCGACAGGAGUGGUCAAACUGGGAGACCUGGGCCUGGGACGAUUCUUCAGCUCCAAAACCACAGCGGCUCACUCACUGGUGGGGACCCCUUACUAUAUGUCACCGGAGAGGAUACAUGAAAACGGAUACAACUUCAAGUCUGACAUCUGGUCGCUGGGCUGCCUGUUGUACGAGAUGGCCGCCCUGCAGAGCCCUUUCUACGGAGAUAAGAUGAAUCUUUACUCCCUCUGCAAGAAGAUCGAACAGUGCGACUACCCCCCUCUCCCUUCGGAUCACUACUCGGAGGAGCUGAGAAACCUGGUAGACAUGUGCAUAAACCCCGACCCCGAGAAGCGGCCGGACAUCACCUACGUGUACGACAUCGCGAAGCACAUGCAGAACCUGACCCAGGGCAGCUAAAGCUAACGGCUAACGGCUAACACCCUGGCCCCUCCCCCUUACGCCUCCUCGUCCAAUCAGCAUCAACGUACACUCGACACGCCGGACCUGUGCACACCGCUCAGCUUUACCAUGGCAACCGGAAAGUUCAUAGAAAUAAUGUUUUUAAAUGGUAUGUAACAUAGUUUUUACUAAAUAUUACGAGUUAAAAUGACUUUAUUGUUCAGAAAAACCUGCGUAUCUCACCGUUUUCUGGGUAUUUCUCGGGUUUUCGCCGUCGUUUUUCUUGAUUUUAAAUUGAAAUAUGACAAAAAAAGUACCACAAUUACAAAUAUUUUAGCUUGAAAUGGAAAGAAAUAUUGAAGAAAUGAACAAACUUAUCACAGUUUCUACCUUACAUUAAAGCUGCAAGAUUUAUCGCCAUGGAAACGAAAUCGCAAUUUGGAUGGACCCACUUAUAAAAUCUUUAAAAAAUGCAGUUUUUUGGGUUUUUUGUCCAUAAAAACAUAAUUUUCUCCACAAACAACAACAUCUCUGGUCUUAUUCUGCGUAAAAACUGCUAACCCUGUAGUUUAUAUCUGUGCAAACAUGUUCUAGUCUUUUUGUCAAUUCCUCCGUACGUGUUUAAAAUCCGUUAAAUCUAAUCCAAUGCUUUUUUUGAUAUUUUCCCCAAAUUGUUCAACCCUGUUUUACAUCUACGUGCAAAAGCAAACACCAGGAUUUGCAAUUUUUCUUUUUUAAAAUCAAGAUUCAGUUCACAGCGCACAUUUUAAACACGUCCAACAGCAUUAACAUUUUAGAAAACACCUAAAUUAUUAACCGAUAAACGAAUACAAGAAUAUCAUGCAUUUCAGAGCGGGUUUGUAGAGGUUUAAGCUACAGGGUUAGCAGCUUUUUACAUAGAAUAAGACUCCAUGGAGACAGAGGGAGGGCAUCUGACACAUUGGGGCAUAUUGUAGAGGUUUAAGCUACAGGGUUAGCAGCUUUUUACAUAGAAUAAGACUUAAUGUAGACAGAGGGAGGGCAUCUGACACACUGGGACAUAUUGUAGAGGUGUAAGCUACAGGGUUAGCAGCUUUUUACAUAGAAUAAGACUCCAUGGAGACAGAGGGAGGGCAUCUGACACAUUGGGGCAUAUUGUAGAGGUUUAAGCUACAGGGUUAGCAGCUUUUUACAUAGAAUAAGACUUAAUGGAGACAGAGGGAGGGCAUCUGACACACUGGGGCAUUUUCUAGAGGUUUAAGCUACAGGGUUAGCAGCUUUUACACAGAAUAAAACCCUAUGAAAAAGGAAUAUUAUAUUUUUUUUGUAAAAGACAUUAAGUUACCUAAAUCAUUUCAGCUUUUCCUCUUUUAUAUUCUUUAUUUUUGCAAAUUUUCCAGCCAAAUUGUAAUUUCUAUUCAAUUAUGAUUAAACAUGUAGCUCAUUUUCUAGUUUAGUUUAUGUUGUUUUGGGGUUUUUUUGUCGUUAUUUCACACUGAAUCAUCAUUUUUGUAAAUAAAUUUGACAGUAAAACAAAAAUAACACCUGGAUUAUACCCGGACGACUGCGGGAUUACACAGAUACACUUGAUCAAGAGUUUUAUUCUGAAUUUGAAGUCAUUUUAACUGUUUAUUCAGAGCAGGUCAUUCCCGUAUUUUUCUGUACACGUGUAUUGCGUGUGCGUACGAUGAUGGUAUGAGGUCGUCUUGAGGAUGUAGAUAUUAAAGUGUAGAACUAAGUGUUAAAGGCUAAAGGGACGGGGGUUGCACUUUGAGUCGGCAGCGUAUGUUAAAAUUAAACGAAUGCAUCUAUAAGGGAAGGAUAUAUAUGUCAGAAUAUAGACGUUUAGAUUAUGAAACGCCAUGGAGAUAGUUUUAUAAAGCUUUAAAAGUUCGUAAACCAGCGCGUACUAAGUAGAAAGGAGGUGGAAGUGAAGUGGAACAUCCGCCCCACCCAUUUCCACGGUGAUAUAAUCUUAUUUUUUGAGGGUUUUUCCAAGUCGCGAGAGUCAAUAAAUACUGACAGAUGACGACGUGCGCGUACAUCGCAGACUGUAUAUGUAAACGGACAUAGCUAAACCCGCUAGCCGCCGCGUUACGAAUAGAAAAUGAGCGUGAGCGGCUCCGUUUUGACCCGCUCUACGCGAUUUUGACGUUUUUAUUUCGCUAUGAACAGUAAUAACAGACAAAUCAGACGCCUUCUUUUCCCCCCGCUAACGUUAGCAACAGCAUUGAUUAACGGAGUUGCUAACCCGUCCGCUUCACGCUAAACCGGUUGGCGUGGGCGACGAGGGGCGCUACCUUCAACAUCCUCGCUCCGGAUUGGCUCUUCGGUUGCUCUGAUACUCGCUGACAGAAUUAUAAAUACGAAACUCGGCUCCAGAUUAGCCGCUAUAACCGCUAGCGUCGACGAGCUCGGGUGACGUCGCGCUCACUCAGUCCAUUUCUUUAUACAGUCUGUGGUUUACGUCGAUAUCUCUACGUCCUGUAAAAGUGUAAAAUUAUGGUGUGUUAAUAUAUCUGGGCAGUCAUACUUCAGCCGUUAGCUUAGCCGUUAGCUUAGCCGUUAGCUCGGAGGUUCUCAAUGUGUUUUAUUCACACAUUCUGUUUCACAUUCUUACUCCAGAGGUUCCCGUUCGGUCCGAUUUAUUUUUGUAAAACCCCCAAAAUCACAACAGCGGUCGCCGAGUCUUAGGAAAAUCGAUUUAACUGAGAGAAACUUAGAAAAUCAACAAUGAAACAGAAACAGAAACAAAAAACAAGCAAAUUAUUCAACAGAAAAACAACCAAACGGAGAAGUGACUAAAAAAACACUGUCCCAGAACCUUAGAUCUUCAUUCUCGGCAAAGAAAUACUAAAAAAAAACAAACCAGCCUGUCUCGAUAAUUACUAUAUCGAGUUAUUGUUCAAUAUAUAAAACCUCGAAUCACCGAUUUUGGGCCUCGAUAUUUAUCAUUUGUACCUUUUCUUAGUUUUUUUUGUCAUAAAAUAUAAGAUCUGAGCUGCGGAGAAUUGAAUAAGUUCCUUCUACAGCUAAUUAUUGGUACAUUCUGCUGCUUAUUUGUUUGUUUUUUUAACAAAACAUUUGAUUUAAAAAGGUUCACUAGGAUUAUGUUGCACUAUUUUAAUCUAAAUCAGAGGCUUAAAGUAGUUUCGAUAGUGUCGUUUAUUGCGAUACUUCUCUGUAAAUGCUUCAAAAGUGAAUACGUUCUAUAUGGACUAAAUACUUUAUAUCAGAUUUUAGCUGCAAAACUUUUCACAAAUUCGUGGAUCGGUCACAUUUAGAGGUGAAAGUGGGCGGGGCUUCCAAAUAAGAUCGUAUAUAUAGUGCGUCUGGUAUUGUUCCAUUCGAUUAGAUUCUCUGUGGACCAAUUUUUUAACCAAAUUUUCCUCUUUUUUUUUGUUUUUAAUCAACGUUUUUACAGCGAAAAUCAAGUGGUUUCGAAAUGUUUGCAUUUUGACGUCAGAAAAUUCACAUCAAUAAACCCUUUGUCAUUUUUUAUCCCAAAUAAAAUCAAAUUCUAAUCAAUUUUUCUCAUUCGUAAGAGCAGAAAGACGUUUAAAACACAUCUGCGUUACUUUCUCUGUAUAAAAAAACAACGGUAUUAGUUUAGUCCGAGCAAAAUGUGGUAUGACUGUCCAGGUAUUUUAUUAUUUUUUUGUGGUUUUUUUUGCACAAAUGCUUUAAAAACCUGUCAAUCCUGAGAAUCCAACCGCGAUAAAUGUAAGUUUCUUGACGUAGUGAAGUGUAAUCUGUUGGUUAAACUCGCAGUAAGAGCCUGAUUGGACUUGAGUGGUGUUUUUUGUAAAUACUGAAGGAGUUUUAGCAGGUCCGGUUUACUCCACACUGACCUCCAUGGGGUUUUACUCUCACCACAUGGAAGGCUUGUAGCUUUUAGCGCAGUGUAUUUUUGAACGCGUUUUACCAAAGUCCCUGUUUUAAAACGGUGUUAAACAAAUCCAAGUUGUGUUUUUUUUUUUCUCUUUGUUUUGUAGUUGGAUUUUAUUACGUGCGGCGCAAAACCAUAAUAAGUUAUUUAGUCCUGGUUAACACAUUUGAUUGUUUUUGUCGUUUCUUCGCAGCUUUAGCUUAGCCGUCUGCGUAAAGUAAGAUUAAAGGAGCUGUGUGUAGCGUGCGGUUUUACACGGUCUGAACGUGCGUCGCCAGAUAAACGGACGCUUUGCUGGUUCGUGAUUGGCUGAAAGUGCUGGGGUUUAAGGUCGCGACGGUUCGGUUUGGAUUUAAAGCAACGGGAUUUUAGAAUUGAAACUGGCAGCUCCAAUGAGAGACUGGUGUGAGGCUCAUUCUGCUUUCUGAUUGGAUAAUUGUCAUAAGAAACAUUUAACGUAUUUUCUGGAGUAUAAGUUGCACCAGCCAAAAAAUGUAUAAAAAAGAAGAAAAAAAACAUAUUUCACAUAUAAAUCACAUCUGAGUAUAAGUCAAACCAGCCAAAAAAUGUAUAAUUAUGAAGAAAAAAACAUACUUAGAUGUGAUUUAUAUGUGAAAUAUAAGUCGCGCCAGCCAAAAAAUGCAUAAUUAUGAAGAAAAAAACAUUGUCAUUCACAUAUAAAUUGCAUCUGAGUAUAAACAUUCUCAUUCUGCUUUCUGAUUGGAUAAUUGUCAUAAGAAUAAUUUAACGUAUUUUCUGGAGUACAAGUCGCGCCAGCCAAAAAGUGCAAAUUAAUGAAGAAAAAAAAACAUAUUUCACAUAUAAAUCACAUCUAAGUAUAAGUCAAACCAGCCAAAAAAUGCAUAAUUAUGAAGAAAAAAAACAUUGUCAUUCACAUAUAAAAUGCGUCUGAGUAUAAACAUUCUCAUUCUGCUUUCUGAUUGGAUAAUUGUUAUAAGAAACAUUUACCAUAUUUUCCUGAGUAUAAGUCGCACCAGCAAAAAAAUGCAUAAUAAUGAUGAAAAACACAUAUAUUUCACAUAUAAGUCGCGCACCUCGGCCAAACUAUUUAAAAAAGUGCGACGUAUAGUCCAGAAAAUACGGUAAAUAAACAACUAAACAACCCAUCGUGUCCAAACUUUUCUAACACUGAUU